Messenger RNA from Striga asiatica, 1590 nucleotides. The record is from the annotation of a GenBank genome assembly. NCBI's taxonomy places the organism in Eukaryota, Viridiplantae, Streptophyta, Magnoliopsida, Lamiales, Orobanchaceae.
AUGGAGGAAUUCCAUUUGUAUGCAUUACUUGUAACCCUCACACUCAUUAUCCCCGCAUUUCUCUUCACCUUCAAUCCCAAGAACAUCAAGAAGAAGUCACCCCCCUCUCCUCCCACCCUCCCCAUCAUCGGCAACCUCCACCAGCUCGGCCCGAUUAUCCACCGCAGCCUCCACCACCUCUCCCAGACCUACGGACCCGUCAUGCUCCUCAAAUUCGGCUCCAAGCCCGUCCUCGUCAUCUCCUCCGCCGACGCGGCCCGCGAGGCCACACGCACCCAUGACCUCGCCUUCUCAAACCGGCCCGACCUCCGCACCAUGCGCCAGCUGUUCUGCGACCUCAAGGACCCCAUCAACCUCCCGUACGGCGACAAGUGGCGCGCGCUGAGGGCCAUCUUCGUGCACGAGCUCUUGGGGCCCGCUCGCGUCCGCUCGUUCGACUCCGUCCGUGAGUCCGAGGUGUCACUGCUCAUGGAAAGGCUGGGCCGGAGGAGCCCGGCCCGGCCCGCCGACUUGACUGCUGAGUUCGCGACGCUUAACAACAACCUCAUCUGCAGGACGGCAUUCGGGGAGAAGACGGUGAACGUGGAGAGGGUGUUGGAAGUCAUAGACCGGGUUGUGGAUAUGUUGUCCAAGUUCAGGGUGGGGGAUUUCGUGCCGUGGCUGGCAUGGAUUGACGGGCUUACCGGGUUCGACGCGGCCCGCGCGCACCUGUCGCGGGAUAUCGACGAUAUCUUAGAGACGGUGCUCGAGGAUCACUUGUCUCGGAAAGAAGGCGUGGAUAAGGAUAACUUUAUGGAUAUACUGCUCGGGAUAUAUAAGGGAGACGUUCGGGGCGUGUCGAUCGACCGCGUUACCGUCAAAGCCAUGAUUUUUGAUGUUAUAGGGGCGGGAACCGAAACAUCGGCAAAGGCUCUAAUGUGGAUUAUGACCGAGCUGAUUCGACACCCACACGUCAUGAAGAAACUACAAGAUGAAGUCCGAGGAGUGACCGAGGGCAAAACGGUCAUAACUGAGGACGACAUCCAGAGAAUGCCGUACCUCAAGGCUGUGAUCAAGGAGAGUCUGCGGAUCCACCCGCCAUUUCCCAUCUACCUGCACGAGGCCCGAGAGCACGUGAACUUCAUGGGGUACGACGUGGAGCCCGAGACGAUUGUCCUGAUGAACGUGUGGGCCAUCGGGCAGGACCGAGCCUUUUGGAAGGAUCCGGAGAGGUUCAUUCCCGAGAGAUUCGUGGACUCGUCAGUCGACUACAGGGGGUUCGACUUCCAGUUGCUUCCGUUCGGGGCUGGCCGGAGGAUCUGCCCCGGAAUAGGGUUUGCGGCCAUGGGCAUGGAGCACACGGUGGCGAACCUUGUGAAAAACUUUGACUUUGAGCUGCCGGGUGGGGCCCGAGUGGAGGACCUGGAUGUGACCGAGAGGCCUGGGUUUGCCGUUGGGAAGAAGGAGCCUCUCGUCGUUGUGCCCAGGCGCGUGGAGGUUGGAAGUAGGAGUGGUUUGGAGGAAUAAAUGGGAUGCAAUAAUUAGACCUCAUGCAUGGCGUGUUAUUUGGGUUAUGCUUCAAUAAUUAAAGAUGAUAAACGUGCGUGUAAG